This is a messenger RNA of Didymosphaeria variabile, 3183 nucleotides long. RefSeq names its product P-type ATPase. Gene Ontology annotation, molecular function: ATP hydrolysis activity; P-type calcium transporter activity; ATP binding. The transcript has 5 exons. Gene Ontology annotation, biological process: calcium ion transmembrane transport; intracellular calcium ion homeostasis. The record is from RefSeq and is a predicted model, not a curated record. Gene Ontology annotation, cellular component: plasma membrane. The coding region runs from base 1 to 3183 and encodes 1060 amino acids. NCBI's taxonomy places the organism in Eukaryota, Fungi, Ascomycota, Dothideomycetes, Pleosporales, Didymosphaeriaceae.
AUGGGAAAGAAGACUCAGACACUCGAAGGCCAUGUGUCUGGCCAGGCCAACACCCCACUUCCUCGGCCCGCCCAUGCCCUUCCGUACUCCAAAGUCGUUGAGGAAAUAGGGUGCAAUCCUGAGAAUGGACUUACAACAUCCGAAGCUACGAAACGGUAUGAACAGUACGGAAGUAAUGAUCUAGGUGAAGAUGGUGGGGUACAGCCAGCGAAGAUUUUGCUCCGGCAGGUAGCAAACGCAAUGACUUUGGUGCUUAUCUUAGCAAUGGGUGUCAGUUUCGGCAUUCGAUCAUGGAUUGAAGGUGGUGUAGUAACCGCCAUCAUCCUGCUGAACAUCAUUGUUGGUUUUGUCCAAGAGUAUAAUGCUGAGAAGACCAUGGACUCGCUGCGAUCACUCAGUUCACCGACAGCGACAGCGGUGCGAGACGGCAAGACCAUCACUGUGCCGACUGUUGAGGUCGUCCCCGGAGACAUGGUAGAGAUGAAGACAGGUGACACUGUCCCAGCUGACGUUCGUCUGAUUGAAGCCGUCAACUUCGAGACAGAUGAAGCACUCCUUACGGGUGAAAGCUUGCCCGUGUUGAAAGAUGCCGAAGCUACAUUCGAUGAUGACACUGGACCUGGUGACCGACUGAACGUCGCGUUCAGCUCUUCGACUGUCACCAAAGGCCGCGCACGAGGAAUCGUUUUCGCUACCGGUAUGUACACCGAGAUCGGAAGCAUCGCCAUGUCGCUACGGGACAAGGGUUCGCGCCGUCGACCUGUCAAACGCAAGGAAGAUGGCUCAGCUGGACCACACCGACACGUACAAGCUUGGGGCCUGACUAUCACCGAUGCCGUGGGACACUUCCUGGGCGUGAACGUCGGGACUCCUCUGCAGAAGAAACUGUCCCGUCUCGCGCUCCUUCUAUUUGGUAUUGCUGUAGUGUGCGCGAUCAUUGUGCUGGCAGCCAACGAAUUCGUCAAUGACCAGGAAGUUAUCAUCUACGCUGUUGCCACUGGUCUUAGUAUGAUUCCGGCGUCUCUCAUCGUUGUCUUGACCAUUACCAUGGCUGCGGGAACAAAGCGAAUGGUUGACCGCCAUGUCAUUGUCCGCAACUUGAAGUCUUUGGAGGCUUUGGGCGGAGUAACAGAUAUCUGUUCCGAUAAGACCGGUACACUUACCCAAGGCAAAAUGGUUGCAAAGAAAGCCUGGCUCCCUGCCAAGGGCACCUACUCGGUGGGAACAACCGAUUCUCCCCACGAUCCGACCGUCGGUCCGCUAAGCUUCACGCCCAAUCCACCUAGCCAGGUAGAUAUGGAAAAAGAGGAAGCCGAAUCGUCGUACGGGCAGCUCCUCGAAAAUAACACCCACUUGCUAGAAUAUCUCAAGGUCGCUUCGCUUGCCAACCUAGCGCACGUUCACCCGAAUGAGGAAGAAGGUGGUUGGAACGCUCGAGGUGACCCCACUGAAAUUGCUAUUCAGGUUUUUGCCUCCCGGUUCAAGUGGAACAGGCUAGACUACACCACAGGUGAGAGUCCGAAAUGGAAGCAGCUGGCCGAGUUUCCAUUCGAUUCAGAUGUCAAGAAGAUGUCAGUCAUCUUCGAGGAGGCGGAAACAACGCAGAAACACAUCUUCACCAAGGGUGCUGUAGAGAGAGUGAUCUACUCCUGCACCUCUCUCUUUGAAAACGACGACGGUCCAUCGGAUAUGACCGAUGAUAUCCGCGAGAAUAUCCUCAAGAACAUGGAAGCUUUGGCGUCGCAAGGCCUUCGCGUGCUGGCUCUGGCCAGCCGAACCUGGGACGGAACGGUAACAAAGGGCGAGGAGAUCGACCGUAGCCAAAUCGAGGAAGGCCUCACUUUCAGAGGCCUCGUAGGCUUGUACGACCCGCCGAGGCCCGAGACCGCUGCAUCAGUGCGCCAAUGCCAGAAAGCCGGUAUCCAAGUUCACAUGCUCACUGGUGACCAUCCUGGCACUGCUCGCGCAAUUGCUGAAGAAGUCGGCAUCCUACCUUCUCAAAUCGCCACCAUAGCCAAGGACGUCGUUGAUGUGAUGGUGAUGACUGCCUCUCAAUUCGACAAGCUGUCUGACGAUGAAAUCGACGCGCUCCCGCUUCUACCCUUGGUCAUUGCUCGAUGCGCACCAAACACCAAGGUUCGCAUGAUUGAGGCUUUACAUCGACGGAAAGCAUUUGCCGCGAUGACCGGUGACGGUGUUAACGACUCCCCAUCACUGAAGCGUGCCGACGUAGGCAUCGGCAUGGGUACUGGAUCAGACGUCGCUAAAGACGCGUCUGAUAUCGUUCUGACUGACGACAACUUCGCUUCUAUCUUAAACGCUAUCGAAGAGGGACGUCGUAUGUUCGACAACAUCCAAAAAUUCAUCCUCCAUCUCCUCGCACAGAACAUUGCUCAAGCAUGCAUUCUACUUAUCGGUUUAGUCUUUAAGGACGACACCGGUCUCUCGGUCUUCCCGCUCUCCCCUGUCGAGGUUAUGUGGAUCAUCAUGGUCACUUCUUCUGUUCCGGAUAUGGGUCUGGGUUUCGAGGUCGCGGCACCUGACAUCCUUACACGCCCACCCCAGAGUCUCAAGCGUGGCGUCUUCACCAUCGAGGUGUUGCUCGAUAUGUUGGUCUAUGGUCUAUGGAUCGCUGCGCUCUGCCUCGCCUCAUUUACCCUGGUCCUUAUGGGCUGGGGCGACGGCAACCUCGGUUCAAACUGCAAUGACAGCUACAGCGGAGACUGCGAUACCGUUUUCCGUGCGCGCGCCACCUGUUUUGCUUGCCUUACUUGGUUCUCGCUCUUCCUUGCCUGGCAGAUGAUCGACAUGAGACGGUCAUUCUUCCGCAUGCAGCCCAGCUCCCAGAGAUACCUGACGCAAUGGCUCCACGAUGUGUGGCGCAACAAAUUUCUAUUUUGGUCAAUCAUGGCUGGCUUCAUCACCAUCUUCCCCGUGGUCUACAUUCCCGGUCUCAACACCGUCGUGUUCAAGCACAGGGGUAUUAGUUGGGAGUGGGGCAUUGUAUUCAUUGCUACGAUCCUGUUUUUCUUGGGUAUCGAGGCCUGGAAGUUUGCGAAGAGACAGUACUUCAAGAGGCAGGAGCACAAGAAAGGCAUGCGCAGGGGAAGCGUCGAUGUGGAAAAGAGGACUUUCGAGAGAUACCUCAGCACGGCGAUCAGCACGGAUGACGAGAAGUUGUGA